This is a messenger RNA of Cetraspora pellucida, 757 nucleotides long. Lineage: Eukaryota; Fungi; Glomeromycota; Glomeromycetes; Diversisporales; Gigasporaceae. The record is from the annotation of a GenBank genome assembly.
AUAUGAAGUAAUAGAAGGAUCCAAUAUUGUAACUGCUACAUAUAAUUUAGCAGGCACAUAUUUGGCAAACAUUGAACCUAAUCGAAAUCAAGGAAAAAAUAAAAAUUUAGUUGUUGAAAGUAAUGUAAAAACAAAACCAUAUAUAGAAACUAUUACUGAAAUUUCUAAACAUAAUUACUGGCAAUGGCUAAUUGCAGGUUCAUUGGCAGGUUAUAUUGUGGCACAUCUCUUGUCUCAUUUCAGAACUCUAGCUCAUUUUUCUUCUGCUGCAAUUACUAGCUUGUGCAAUGAAAAACUUCAUUAUUCAGAACCAAAAGUCUCAACAUAUACUGAAUCACAAUUAAAUUGGACAAUGGCUUUACCAAAACCUCAAGAUAAGGAAAAUAUAAAAUAUAUAACUUAUAUCAAUAUUCAUGCAAAUUUUAUAAUGAUCUGGAGUGUAAGAUGGACAUUGCAUGAAAAUUUUGCAUAUGAUAAACAAGAUAGGAGUAAGCAAAUGUCAGAUGCAGUUAAAAAAAUGCUUGAACAAAUGUUCUUGCAAGAAAAUAUUUAUGCUAAGAACCAGAUGACAGCUACUGAUAUAUAUAAUAAAUUGAAAGAAUUUGCAAAUAAUAGUGAGUUAGAGCAAGAUAAAAUGCCAAAAGUCUUAACAAUCCAAAGAUGGAUAUCACAAUACCAUAAAAUGUUUUUGGAGCAGGCUACAAGAACUGCAUUAGACUCUAAUUUGGAUAAUAGUCUUUUAACAGAUAGUACAUAA